This is a messenger RNA of Lodderomyces jiufengensis, 1554 nucleotides long. RefSeq lists its product as uncharacterized. The record is from RefSeq and is a predicted model, not a curated record. Gene Ontology annotation, cellular component: mitochondrion. NCBI's taxonomy places the organism in Eukaryota, Fungi, Ascomycota, Pichiomycetes, Serinales, Debaryomycetaceae. Bases 1 to 1554 code for a protein of 517 amino acids. Gene Ontology annotation, molecular function: fatty acyl-CoA hydrolase activity. The transcript has a single exon. Gene Ontology annotation, biological process: acyl-CoA metabolic process.
AUGAUCAAAACUAUACAACUAAAACAACUAAGACCUAUUAGCAAACUUGCCAGACCAACAAUUAAUUUAACCAUCACAAGAUAUAAUUCACAAGAAACUUCAUCAAAACCACUUAAUUUUCAUCGUCCUGACAAAGCAGGGUCUACGGAACCUGCUGAUGCUGCUGAUGCUGCUGCAACAAUACUAGCAGAAAUUAGAGACAGACAAAUCAAUCCAAAUAAAGCAACAUGGCUUGAUGCUAUGAAUGAAAGAGAGAAAUUAAAAGCAGAAGGAAAAAGAAUUGAUAGUUUUAGUUAUGUAAAUCCUGUUACAACUGAUGUUACUGAAAAAACAAGAGAUGAUUCAUUUACAUAUUUAUUAUUACCUUUUAAACAAGACAAAUGGCUUUGUGAUGCUUAUAUUAAUGCUUUCAGUCGAUUAAGAGUUGGUAAUAUUUUGCUAGAUCUUGACUCAUUAGCUGGAAGAAUUGCUUAUCGUCAUUGUUCUCCAGCUGAACCUGUUAAUGUUACUGCAAGUGUUGAUAGAAUCUAUAUGGUGAAAAAAGUUGAUGAAAUUUUCAAAUUUAAUUUCGUUUUAGCUGGAUCAGUAACAUGGACAGGUAAAUCUAGUAUGGAAAUCACUGUAAAAGGUUAUGCUUUUGAAGAUGAUAUUAAAGAAGAAAACAUUAGUGCUGAUACUUUACCUGAUGAAAAUGUUUUCUUAUCCGCCAAUUUUACAUUUGUUGCUAGAAAUCCACUCACUCAUAAAUCAUUUGCAAUUAAUAGAUUACUUCCAGUAACAGAAAAAGAUUGGAUUGAUUACAGAAGGGCAGAAAGUCAUAACACUAAAAAGAAACUUAUGGCCAAAAACAAGAAGAUGAUUGAACCAACAGCUGAAGAAUCAAGAUUAAUUUACGAUAUGUGGAGAUCAUCAAAAAAUAUAGAAAGUCCUGACAAAUUAAGUGAUCACUCUAAUGGAAUUUCCUUCAUGAAAGAUACAGUCCAAAAAUCAACUUUAUUCAUGCAACCUCAGUAUAGAAAUCGUCACUCAUAUAUGAUCUUUGGAGGUUAUUUAUUGAGACAAACUUUCGAAUUAGCUUAUUGUACUGCUGCUACAUUUUCUGCACCACCAAGAUUUGUCAGUUUAGACACUACAACUUUUAAAACUCCUGUCCCUGUGGGGUCAGUAUUAACAAUGGAAGCGUCAAUAUCAUACACUGAACAUUUACACAACGGUGAUGAAAAAGCUUAUGUUGAUUCACCAUUUGACUUUAAACUACCAGCAAUGAACAAGAUAAGUUCUAGACCUGAUGUAUUCUUGAAUGAACCAGGAACUUUAGUACAAGUCAAAGUAGAUACAUUUAUUCAACAUCUUGGUUCAACAGAUUCAAAACCUGCAGGUACUUUUAUUUAUUCAUUUUUUGUACCAAAAGUUAGUUCAGCAGGUGAAGAAAAUGGAUUUUUCUCAGUCAUUCCACAAACUUAUUCUGAAAUGAUGACUUACAUUAGUGGUAGAAGAAGAGCUCAAGAAACCGCUCAAUAUGUUGAAACCUUGCCAAAAAUCGAUUCCGAAUAG